GGGCGACUCAGGUGACUGUGCGGGGCGGGCCGACGGACUGCGGGGCGGACGGUGGACGCCGGGACGCCGUUCUAUCUCCGGCCCCCUCGAGCCGAGCCCCGCCGUCGUUGCCGCCAUGACGGGGCUGGUGCUGCUCUACUCCGGGGUCUUCGUGGCCUUCUGGGCCUGCCUGCUCGUUGUGGGAAUCUGCUACACCAUUUUUGACUUGGGCUUCCGCUUCGACGUGGCAUGGUUCUUGACCGAGACUUCCCCCUUCAUGUGGUCAAACCUAGGCAUCGGCCUGGCUAUCUCCCUGUCUGUGGUUGGGGCAGCGUGGGGCAUUUAUAUUACUGGCUCUUCCAUCAUUGGGGGAGGGGUGAAGGCCCCCAGGAUCAAGACCAAGAACCUGGUCAGCAUCAUCUUCUGUGAGGCUGUGGCCAUCUACGGCAUCAUCAUGGCAAUUGUCAUCAGCAACAUGGCUGAGCCUUUCAGUGCUACUGACCCCAAGGCCAUCGGCCAUCGAAACUACCACGCAGGAUACUCCAUGUUUGGGGCUGGCCUCACAGUGGGCCUGUCCAACCUCUUCUGCGGCGUCUGUGUGGGCAUCGUGGGCAGUGGAGCUGCCCUGGCUGAUGCGCAGAACCCCAGCCUCUUCGUGAAGAUUCUCAUCGUGGAGAUCUUUGGCAGUGCCAUUGGCCUCUUCGGGGUCAUCGUCGCAAUCCUUCAGACCUCCAGAGUGAAGAUGGGCGAUUAGAUGGCCUGUGUGGGUGGGGCCGUGCCUCACUCUUAUUUAUUUGUGGUUCUCCUGAGACAGCUGGAGCUGUGCCCCUCAGGCUUUCAGGGGGCUUGGGGUCCAGGGCCCUCCCUGCACUCACUUCUUGCUGCCUGUCGACUUGGAGGCAAUGCCUGGCUGGAUCCUCAGUGUGGGGAGUGGGCCGCCCAUGACCAUGUGCAGCUUGGUACCUGUGUCCCGCCUCCACCUCCACCCCGUCUUCCCAGUGUUUGUGAAAUAAACGUGGCAUUUGUCUGGGUCA
Molecule: messenger RNA, 1013 nt
Organism: Phacochoerus africanus (Common warthog)
Lineage: Eukaryota; Metazoa; Chordata; Mammalia; Artiodactyla; Suidae
Gene: ATP6V0B
Product: ATPase H+ transporting V0 subunit b
Exons: 8
Coding region: 116-733 (205 amino acids)
Biological process (GO): proton transmembrane transport
Cellular component (GO): proton-transporting V-type ATPase, V0 domain
Molecular function (GO): proton-transporting ATPase activity, rotational mechanism
Source: RefSeq, a predicted model, not a curated record